AUGUCGGCCAAGAUGGAAACCAUGAAGAUUGUCAAGCAAGAGCAAUGGGCUCAGAUGCGUGACGAAGGUGCCUUUGACGAGGAUCAGUACCGGGCCAUGGCUGUGACCAAGUGCGUCAACGGAAAGGCUGGAGAGUACUCUUGCAAUAACGUCGACAUGAUGGCCUUCAUGAGCCACCAGGACAUGGGGAGCCGGACCCGCAUGGGCAAUGACAUCUGGGGAUGGACAUCCGCGACUGGUAGAGAGUUUGCCAUUGUCGGCCAGAGCGACGGCACAGCCUUUGCAGAAAUCAAGUCGGACGGCAGCAUCGUCUACCUCGGCCGUCUACCAACCCAGACUGUCAACUCUGACUGGAGAGACAUGAAGGUCAUCGGCGACCACGUCUACAUCGGUGCCGAGGCCAGCCGCCACGGCAUCCAGGUCUUUGAUCUGAAGAAGCUUCUCAGCAUCAACCCCAACAGCCCCAAGACCUUUGCCAUUGCCUCUGACUUGACCGCCUUCUUCAACGGAGUCGGCAACUCGCACAACAUCGUGGCCAACCCUGACACCAACAUGAUCUACGCCGUGGGCACUGGCUCGGCUGCCAGCUGCCGAGGUGGUCUCUACAUGAUUGACGUGUCCGACCCGGCCAAGCCAGUCAAGGUUGGAUGCGAGUCCCGUGACGGGUACGUCCACGACGCGCAGUGUGUCGUGUACGAUGGUGUUGACACAGAGUUUAACGGCCAUGAGAUCUGCUUCAACUACAACGAGGACUCUCUCACCAUCGUCGACGUGACAGACAAGGCUGCGCCUGUUCAGCUGUCUCGCGUGGGCUACUCUUGGAGCGCUUACACCCACCAGGGCUGGCUCGCCACGAGCGACAUGCGCUACCUUCUCCUCGAUGACGAGCUAGAUGAGAUGGACGGCACAACGCCAGACUCAAAGACAAAGACAUAUGUCUGGGACGUCAAGGACCUCAGGGCCCCCAAAAUGACGGGAGUGUACUCUGCUCCCGUCACCACCAUCGACCACAACCAGUAUGUGCUGGACGGCCUGUCCUACCAGUCCAACUACGCCUCUGGUCUGCGCAUCGUCGACGUCAGUUCUGUCGCCGAAGAUCCCACCGGCUCCAAGUUCGAGCAGGUCGGUUUCUUUGACUGUGAUCCUUUUGAUGAUAACACUACCGGGUCAGUGACGUUCCGUGGUGCAUGGAGUGUUUACCCCUACUUCAAGUCGGGCCAUAUCGUCCUUAACAGCAUUGAGCGCGGACUGUUUUCUCUCAAGUAUACUGGACCCAAGCCUUAA
Molecule: messenger RNA, 1284 nt
Organism: Fusarium vanettenii 77-13-4
Lineage: Eukaryota; Fungi; Ascomycota; Sordariomycetes; Hypocreales; Nectriaceae
Exons: 2
Coding region: 1-1284 (427 amino acids)
Cellular component (GO): extracellular region
Source: RefSeq, a predicted model, not a curated record